AUGGCAUUACAAAAUGACGAGCAAUCUAGUGUCUUGCUUGAUUCUCAAGCUCACAUAUUGAACUACGCCUAUAGCUUUGUAAGGUCCAUGUCACUCAAAUGUGCAAUUGAGCUAGAAAUACCUGAUAUCAUACAUCGCCAUGGUGUACAAAUGUCCCUCUCAGAGUUGGUUGAUGCCCUCCCCAUCAACAAGGAGAGAUCUCAAUAUGUGUAUUGAUUGAUGCGCAUACUUGUGCACGAUGGUUUCUUUUCUAUACAAAGUUUACCAAGUGUUGAUCGUGAGGAAAGAGAAGGCUAUUCGCUUACUCCUGCUUCUCGCUUACUUCUAAAGGAAGAGUCAUUAAACAUUACACCACUUUUCCUAGUCUUUUUGGAUCCGAUAAUGUUGGAUCCAUGGCAAAACAUGAGUAAAUGGCUCCGAAAUGAAAAUGAUAUCAACCCUUUUCAAACUACCCAUGGGAAGAUGGCAUACGAAUUGGCGGUUGAAGAUCCGAAGCUUUACCAAUCCAUCAACGAAGGAAUGGCUAGUGAUGGAAGGCUUGUUGCAAGUGUCAUUCUUAAACACUGUAAGGGUAUCUUUGAAGAGUUGGAUUCAGUUGUUGAUGUUGGAGGUGGGACUGGGACUUUUGCAAUGUGCAUUGCGGAAGCUUUUCCCAAUCUUAGUUACAUAAACUUUGAUCUUCCACAAGUUGUUAAGGGUUUGGAAGGAAGUAAGAACUUGAGCUUUGUUGGGGGAGACAUGUUUGAGACCAUUCCAAAAGCUCAGGCAGUUUUGUUCAAGUGGGUAUUACAUAAUUGGAGCGAUGAAGAAUGUGCAGAGAUAUUAAAGCGAUGCAAAGAGGCUAUUCCGACCAAGGAAAAUGGUGGGAAAGUGAUCAUCAUAGAAAUUGUGUUGAAGGAUGAAGAAUUGGGGAACAAAACCCUCGAGACUUAG
Messenger RNA from Helianthus annuus (common sunflower), 933 nucleotides. Its product is annotated as trans-resveratrol di-O-methyltransferase. The record is from RefSeq and is a predicted model, not a curated record. The transcript has 2 exons. Gene Ontology annotation, biological process: methylation. Gene Ontology annotation, molecular function: protein dimerization activity; S-adenosylmethionine-dependent methyltransferase activity; O-methyltransferase activity. NCBI's taxonomy places the organism in Eukaryota, Viridiplantae, Streptophyta, Magnoliopsida, Asterales, Asteraceae.